Colletotrichum karsti is the source of this 1152-nucleotide messenger RNA. RefSeq names its product FAD-binding domain-containing protein. The transcript is spliced from 5 exons. NCBI's taxonomy places the organism in Eukaryota, Fungi, Ascomycota, Sordariomycetes, Glomerellales, Glomerellaceae. The record is from RefSeq and is a predicted model, not a curated record. Bases 1 to 1152 code for a protein of 383 amino acids. Gene Ontology annotation, molecular function: oxidoreductase activity.
AUGCAUCCCAUCAGCGUCGUGGCCGCAGCCGUUGGGCUGUUGAGCGCGCCGGUUCUCGCCUCUCCCGUUGCAGCUCGAGAUGUCCUUACGGAUCUCCAGGCACAAGCUAUGGAGGCCCUCAGGGCUGAGCCGAGUGCGGUCAACAAGCGUAGCAGCUGUAACAUCUUCAAUGCGCGUUACCGUCGGGACUGGGAGGCUUUCUCGGCCAAGGAAAAGAAAGAGUACCUCAGCGCUGUUCAAUGCAUGUUGACGUCGCCUUCGAAAUCCGACCCGGAGUUUGCGCCCGGCGCAAGAAACCGCUACGAUGACUUUGUCGCCGUCCACAUCAACCAGACCACUACGAUCCACGGCACUGGGAAUUUUCUGACAUGGCACCGGUAUUUCGUUUGGGCCUACGAGGAGGCUCUUCGGAACGAGUGCGGAUACAAGGGAUCACAACCAUACUGGAACUGGCUCAAGUACCAGGACGACCUUACCAAGUCCCCGGUCUUCGAUGGUAGUGAUACAAGCAUGAGCGGUGACGGUGUCUUCCUCCAACAUAAUGGCAGCGUUAGCGGUGCCGGUGCCAUUCCUCUGCCAUCUGGCAACGGCGGUGGAUGCGUUGAGAGCGGACCUUUCGUCAAUAUGACGGUCAAUCUCGGUCCCGUGAACCCCGGCAUGGACGGCCUGGAAGCAAACCCCAACGGCAGACUCGGCCACAACCCUCGGUGCUUGAGCCGCGACCUCAACUCAUACGUCAUGUCGACCUGGAUGACCAACGAGAACAUGCUCAACAUCACCGUUGGAGCAGCCUCAAGGAGUAUUGAGCUUUUCCAAAACGAGCUUCAAGGACGCUUCUCAGAUGGCUUCCUCGGCAUGCACGCUGCUGGGCACUUCUCCGUCAACGGCGAAGCAAGUGAUCUCUACUCUUCCCCCGUCGACCCUACUUUCUUUCUUCACCAUGCUAUGGUCGAUCGCGUCUACUGGCUUUGGCAAGCACUGCAUCUGUGGAGCGCCUUCGACAUUGCUGGCACCAUCACCAUCAACAACAGGCCAGCGAGUCGCGAUGCGACUGUCGAAGACGUCAUCAACUUGGGCGUUAACGCAGAGAAGCGAACCAUCAGUGAACUGUUGAACACUAUUGGCGGACCUCUGUGCUACGUCUACGCCUAA